Messenger RNA from Entamoeba invadens IP1, 621 nucleotides. RefSeq lists its product as hypothetical. The record is from RefSeq and is a predicted model, not a curated record. Lineage: Eukaryota; Evosea; Mastigamoebida; Endamoebidae. The transcript has a single exon. Bases 1 to 621 code for a protein of 206 amino acids.
AUGACUCAAUUGGAAUUGGUGUACAUCAAAAAUGUUGUUCUUUAUAUGGCCACUACGAGUGAUAUAAUAUCAUUUAUUUGUAUGAACAAAAAGUGCAAAGAUGUUGUCGACUCGAUGUAUAUUAACCCAUACAAACUGUCAUAUUACAAUUCUGUGGAAAAAAUACAGAAAUUGUUUCCAGCGCUUCAAACAUUAUAUUUGACAGACUUGAUCACCAAAAACAGAAAAUUGCAGACAGACGUGACACACCUUGAAAUCGACUUUUUGUCGUGUUCAAAAACUUUUUCUGUUAUACAAUUCAAUCGAAAAAACACUAUUGAAAAGAUCAGAAAACUUCGAAUCAAAUUUUACAACUUGGACUGCUUAACAAGCGAUGUAGAGAUGUUUCAGAAUCUUCAAGAUCUAUUUGUUGACCUUUCAAUGUUCUCAGCAAAUUCAAACGAUCGACUUUUCGAAAUGAUUGGUCACAGGACUUUGAGGAGAGUCGUUUUGACAAUUUAUGCAAGUCAACUGGAGGUCCUUUCCAAGUUCGAUUAUUCGAAACACCCAUUAACAGAUUACGUCUUUAUUGUAAUCGAAAUGGAUCUGGAUGAUAUAAAAGAGAAUUCUAAAGUGACAUAA